UAUCAGUCUUUGAGGCAAGGGAACCAAAUUAGGCACCAAACCGCCACAUUUCAAAUCCAUUCAACACAUGGACUUUUUUGAUUUUUAGCGUAUUUACUCCUGCGUGUAUUACACUUGACAUAAUCCGUCAUGUAGCUGAUCCUGUCACUGUGGUCCACUAUUGGUGCCUUGAAGUUCCUGCAGAGCUAAUGCCUUUCACCCACAUGACAUGAAGCUGUAAUCCCAUGAUCAGUAGUUGACAUGUGAGAAACAGAACUGAGUACUCCCUGCUACUUUAUAUAAAGUAGUGGUCAGAUCAUCAGAGCAAACAUCUCCAUAACUUUCCAUCAGAGAGGGUAAAACAUAUUUAAUAUUCUGCCAAUGAAUAGAUACUUAAAAGAUUUUAAAAAACGGUAGCUGAGUGAUUGUAGAGCAAUAAAAAGAAGCUUCUGAUCAUUUUUACUGCGUCGUUGAUGCAAGACUACAUCCGUGUGUUUCUAAGGGAAGUGUGUCUAUGGAUUCUCAGUUUAAAAAAAAAGUGUGUGAACAUUUCCUGUUUCUUCUAAGCAGUGAUACAGAAAGCGUGUCAGAGCUCGGAGGAUGUUCUCCCAGAGAGGCUGAAAUGAGCUGAACUUCUAUCAGAUUUUAUCCUCUCAUCUACGUGCUUUACCAGCAGCAAGAAACAACAAUGAUGGCACUCAGCAUGAAGACGUACCUGGCUCUGCUGUGGGGAAUAUCUGUUUUGUAUGCGGUGGAGUCUGACAUGAGUGCUUCCAACACAGAAACCAGCAGCAUGAGCUCAACUGCUGAACCUCACAAACCUGCAGAGAUUAGGGCAGCAGAGACAACGGAAGCGGCGACCGCCACUUACAGAGGCGACAGCGCAAACAACACCACUUCUGAUUUGGUUGCAAUAACCACCGUCGCAGCAACUACAAGCAGAACGGAGCCACGGUUGCUUCAUGCCUCCACAGCAGUGAUCACAACUGCAGGUGCAGCACAUCCUUCCCACAGCGCGAUGAUCUCAGAGACGACUGCAAACCCUACAGGGGAUCAGAUACAUCAGCAGUCACCCACCACUUCCACUGCCAUGGCUGCUCCUGCAACAGCUUCUGUAGCAACAGUAGCUGUGUCUUCGCAGCAGCCUUCGUCCACCGCUAAGCCUGAAGUUACAUCCAAGUUAUCUCCCAUCACCUCUCCUGAAACGUUUCCGGCUCCAGUCUUCAACCAGACCUUCAGCGGUCCCUCAGCUUCAGCUACAACCACAAUGACAGCUAGCCACACCUCUGAGACUGCAACUGUGUUUGAUCCCACAACAAGUGAAACAUUCACCACCAGCACUGCGCUUUUGUCGACGUCUAAGCUUGUUUCUGUGACUAAAACCCCAAACUCCACAUCACAGUUUCCUGACACAGCAGGGUUGAGCUCUACCGCUGAGUCCCCAACCAUCUCAUUCUCAACCGAAUCUCCUAUCUCCACCCCCAAUGUCUCCACCGCCAAAGCCUCCACCCCCAAUGUCUCCACCGCCAAAGUCCCCACCCCCAGUGUCUCCACCCCCAAUGUCUCCACCACCAAUGUCUCCCCCACUAAUGUCUCCACCACCAAUGUCUCCACCAGUCCUACAGGAAUCCUGAUCCCUCGUGCACCCAAGAAGUUGCCGGUCCCAACCACCAAAUCAACUCCGGUAACUACAACAGCACCUUGUGAAGUCUCAAAGAGCCCAUCCAGCUCCGAGGUCCAACCCUGCUCCACCCGGCGCCUGGUGAAGCACUGCCUCAUCGCCGUCGCCUCCCUGGCUGCAUUGGCCACCGUCUUCAUGAUCUCUACCAUCAUCCUCUGCAUCAAGCUGUCAUCAAGGAAGUACAAGGUCAAAAAAACUCAACCGGCAACAGAGAUGAUGUGCAUCUCGGCCCUGCUGCCUGAGAGGAAUAUCACCUACUCAAGACAACGCAAUCCAGUCACUAACGGAGUGCUGGUGAUCCACGGGGAUGCAGACAGCGAUGAAGACGGGGGAGAUAACCUCACUCUCAGCAGCUUCCUUCCAGAAAAUGACCGCUAUGUUUAAAUGGAAUUAUUAUUAUUGUCUGCAGACCUGUCUAAUGUCAGUGAAGCGGAAACAGUUGCUGUUUGAAUAAAGCCGUGCUUCCCGUUUGAAGUUUGUGGUUUGGCUUCGCUGCACAAUCCAUUGCUACGGAGGAAGAGACAUAGAUCCACAAACCAAAACCAUGAACCAAUAAUGUAUCUGCUGGUUUGGUGAGGUCAGGUCACCAAAUGUGUAUUUUGGGCAAAGAGUUGAGACUUUUUGUGUAAUUCUACACUUGCCUUCCACAAGAGUCAAAGUCAGGAUGAAGAGAGGGAUCAAAGAAUUUUUUUGAACAUCCUGAUGAGCGGAGUCGUGAUGGUAUUUCACUUAGCGACGGGAGACAGGAAGGCUUGUUUUGUCGAGGGAUGAGUGUUCCUCGCAGACACCGCUCAGUUUACAAGCAGUGUCCUGGUAGCACUGUGGCUUCAUUGUAUAAACGUUGUAAUUUGAAUAAUGUUGAACUGUAUGCGACUCUGUUUGUGUAGGCGUUUAGAUGCAGCUUCUGUAUUGUGAUAAUUUAUUAAACCAAUUUGUCUUAUUUAACAGUGUGUUACACUUUAUUUUACAGGUCUGUUAUCGCCUAAUCAUUUCUAUUUUACUCAUUUUAGAUGGAGACAAAGUUCAGAGACUGCCUUAAAAGAAAUACUCAAAAAUCUAAAGAGUAUUGGUCACACUAUCUUUGCAUUUAAUUGGAAUUGAUUAAUAUGAUUAUUUGACAUUACGGACUAGCAAAAGGUUAUCAAAGUCGUCCUUUCUUCAAACAGAUAGCUGUUCACUUUGAGAAUCAAAAUAAGAUCUAGUUAUUCAAAUAAACUUUAUGCUGCAAGCACAAGAGCUCAUGUGAAACACAAGACAGC
Anarrhichthys ocellatus (wolf-eel) is the source of this 2919-nucleotide messenger RNA. RefSeq names its product selectin P ligand (gene selplg). The transcript is spliced from 2 exons. Bases 668 to 2044 code for a protein of 458 amino acids. The record is from RefSeq and is a predicted model, not a curated record. Gene Ontology annotation, biological process: leukocyte tethering or rolling. NCBI's taxonomy places the organism in Eukaryota, Metazoa, Chordata, Actinopteri, Perciformes, Anarhichadidae. Gene Ontology annotation, cellular component: plasma membrane.